Molecule: messenger RNA, 4954 nt
Organism: Grus americana (Whooping crane)
Lineage: Eukaryota; Metazoa; Chordata; Aves; Gruiformes; Gruidae
Gene: TECPR2
Product: tectonin beta-propeller repeat containing 2
Exons: 20
Coding region: 172-4578 (1468 amino acids)
Molecular function (GO): protein binding
Source: RefSeq, a predicted model, not a curated record
GGCCCCGCCGAGCGGCGCAGGCAGCCGGGGCCGCUGCUUCGGGGCUUGGGUGACGCUGUGCUCUCUCCUUAUCCCCCCGACACCCGCCGGCAGCUAUGGCCGCCCCGUGCUCCUGAGGAGAUUUCCUUAUGUGGUCAAGUAGAUGUGUUUAUUUCAGCCUUAUAAUUGCUGAUGCCAAUGCUUGCUAUGGCAUCUGUGGCUUCACCGGUUAUAUUUAAGGAGUUUUGUCCCUUAUACUAUCUUCUCAAUGCCAUUCCUACAAAGGUCCAAAAAGGCUUUCGCUCUAUUGUGGUAUACCUCACAGCACUCGAUACCAAUGGAGACUACAUUGCUGUGGGGAGCAGCAUUGGAAUGCUUUAUCUCUACUGCAGGCAUUUAAACCAGAUGAAAAAAUAUAAUUUUGAGGGGAAGUGUGAAUCUAUUACUUUUGUAAAGCUGUUGAGUUGUUUCGAUGAUCUAGUUGCUGUUGGUACAGCCUCAGGUCGGGUUGCAGUUUUUCAGCUUGUGUCUUCAUUACCUGGAAGAAACAAACAGCUUCGGAGAUUUGAUGUUGCUGGUAUCCAUAAAAGUAGCAUUACAGCUUUAGCUUGGAGUCCCAAUGGAAUGAAAUUAUUCUCUGGAGAUGACAAAGGGAAGAUUGUCUACUCAGCGCUAGACCUGGAUCAGGGUAUUUGCAACUCCAGCCUUGUACUGGAAGAGCCAUCUUCGAUUGUCCAGUUGGAUUACAGCCAGAAAGUGCUGCUUGUCUCUACUCUACAACGGACUCUACUUUUCUACACAGAAGAGAAAUCUGUCAAGCAAGUUGGAACACAGCCGAGAAAAAACACUGGCAAAUUUGGAGCAUGUUUUAUACCUGGCCUAUGUAAACAGAGUGACCUGACUCUAUUUGCCGCCAGACCUGGGCUUCGUCUCUGGAAGUCUGAUGUUCAUGGAACUGUUCAGGCCACGUUCAUAUUGAAAGAUGUAUUUGCUGGAGGAAUAAAAACUUUUGAACUGUAUCCUCGUUUGGAACCUCCUGACACAGGAAGUUACGGCUCCCCAGAGAAACACCUUGGGCUUGUUUCGUGCUUUUUCCGAGAAGGAUGGGUGCUGACCUGGAAUGAAUACAGCAUCUACUUACUAGACACUGUGAAUCAGGCUUUGAUUGGUGGCUUGGAAGGAUAUGGUGAUAUUGUGUCUGUGUCCUGUACCAACAAUGAGAUUUUUCUCUUAAAGGGAGAUAGAGACAUAAUAAGAAUUUCAAGUAGACCUGAAGGACUGUCAUCAAUAGUUUCAGAUGUGAAUUCAAAAUUGCCGAACCCUUUAACGGAUACGAGUCCUAAAUUGCCGACCCCACUAUCAGUUGCAUCUGUAUCAUCUAGCCCUUCAGUGGAAACAGAUAAAAAAUUGGUUACUUCCCCUUCAGUUACUGGUGAUAAAAAUGACUCUUAUUCUUUAGUGAAAGAUGAUCUGGAAACUCCAACGCUAUCGGAGAAAAGUUUUGAUAGAGUGGGAGACUUGAGCAAUGAAACAAGAAAAAGGGGCUGUUCCGUAGUAAGUGAAUCGAGAAGCAGGAGCAGUUCAGUAAAUUCUGUGGACAGUGGCUCUAGCUUUAUGAUAUAUGCAGACCAGCUUUCAGAAGCUCAGAGAGAAGGUCAACUUUCUUCACAACGGUUCAGCACAAUCAGCUCUGAAGAUUUUGAUCAAGAACUCAUUGUAAAGCCAAUUAAAGUGAAAAAGAAGAAAAAGAAGAAACAAGAAAGUGGGACCAGAAAAAACCACAGCUCUCUGGAAGGUACACCAAUUUAUGAGCGUCAGCUUUCUGGUGACAGUCCGCAUUCAUUGAAUGCAGACUCCUUUUCCAUGACUUCCAGCCUAAUGAGCGGCAGCAUUGAUCAUUUGAGUACUGGAUCUCCAGAUCAGGAAAGCGUGUUCAGUGUGGAGUCCCAUACAAUCUUACAAGAAGAUAAUGGUUCAGAAACUUUCAGUGUCCUACAGUCUCCUGAGUCUGCAACUGUACUAAUUAAUGAAGAAAAUGGAUAUAUGGUUCAUUUACAGAAACUUCCAAACAGUGACAGUGGCAUGGGUACUUCAACUGUUACGGAUACUUUGACAUCUGUCUCUCCUCUAAUCCCCACAGAAGACUUUCCAAGCAGUGUUGAUGGUGGAUAUAAUGGAAGCGUGGUUUCUGCAAGCAAUGAAUACUGUCUUGAAAAGCUGAGCCAGGAGGAAGAGCAGGAUUUUCCUACAUUGUGUAAAAUAGAUGAAAAUUUAGAUAAAAUGAAGCUGCAGGACACUGAAAAAUCUUUUGAAGAGCCAGACCUUACAGACCCAAUGCUUUUGGAAUGUGACAGUGAACUUGGUGUUCAGACAUCAAUGACACCAAAGGAAAGUGAUGAAACUGGUAGGGAAGACCAACAGCAACUCUCUCUAAUACACAGCGCUCUGUCAGAUCCUUCUGUGCUCCACUUUGACAUCUCUGAUGAUGUUUAUUCAGAGAACACUUCCAUUUCUGGAUGGAAUUUUGAAAGUACAAUCAAAGCUAAAUCUAGUACUAGCACUGCUGAAUGGGUAAUGGACACUCGUGAAAGUAAGACUGAGAAAUCUGCCUCAAGUGAUGAAGAGGAUAUUUAUGGACAUGGAUUACCGUAUUCAUCUUCGGAGACUAGCAUGCCUGAAGUUGGUGCUGGGCCUGGUUCCCAGGAUAUGGCCAAGAUAAGCCUAGAUGAAAUGGUGCUGUUAAAAUCUGAUCAGUUUGCAGAGAGCUGGAUGGGAUACUCUGGUCCUGGUUAUGGCAUCCUGAGCCUGGUUGUCUCAGAAAAAUAUAUUUGGUGCUUGGACUACAGAGGCAGCCUGUACUGCAGCGCUCUUCCCGCGGCAGGGCUGCGAUGGCAGAAGUUUGAAGACGGUGUUCAGCAGGUGGCAGUUUCCCCCUCAGGGGCUCUUCUCUGGAAGAUUGAACAGAAGACUAAUAAAGCAUUUGCUUGUGGAAAAGUAACUAUAAAAGGAAAACGCCACUGGUAUGAGGCUUUACCCCAGGCUGUAUUUGUAGCUUUAAGUGAUGACACUGCCUGGAUUAUCAGAACAAAUGGAGAUCUGUAUCUGCAAACAGGCCUGAGUGUGGAUCGUCCUUGUGCCCGAGCAGUAAAGGUUGACUGCCCUUGUCCACUGUCACAGGUUACAUCCAGAAAUAAUGUUGUGUGGGCAUUGAGUGAGCAGCGAGCCCUGCUAUACCGGGAGGGAGUACGCAGCUUUUGUCCUGAAGGAGAACAAUGGAAGAGUGAUAUUGUCAGUGAAAUGCAAGCUUUGGAACCAGUGUGUAUAACCCUUGGAGAUCAGCAGACAUUAUGGGCUUUGGAUAUCCAUGGAAAUCUGUGGUUCAGAACUGGUAUAGUUUCAAAGAAACCACAAGGAGAUGAUAACCAUUGGUGGCAAGUAAGCAUCACUGAUUAUGUAGUGUUUGACCAGUGCAGCCUGUUCCAGACAAUAAUCCAGGCAACUCAUUCAGUGGCAACAGCAGCUCAGGCACCUGUGGAGAAGGUGGCCGAUAAACUUCGAAUGGCAUUUUGGUCACAGCAGCUUCAAUGUCAACCCAGCCUCCUUGGAGUUAAUGGCAGUGGAGUCUGGAUCUCUUCAGGCAAAAAUGAAUUUCAUGUGGCAAAGGGAAACUUAAUAGGCACUUACUGGAAUAAUAUUGUGCCUCGUGGUACUGCUUCUGCCACAAAAUGGAUUUUUGUGUUGGCUUCCACGGCUUCGUCUAAAGAAGGAAGCUUUCUGUGGCUGUGCCAAAGCAACAAGGAUCUGUUUUGUGUCAGUGAUCAGAAUCCUCAGUUUCGUCCUUCUACGGUGCAGUUGCCACCAGAGACUGAAAUGGUGCACUACUCUGCCUGCCAGGAUGCCAUUUGGGGUUUGGAUAGUCUUGGGCAGAUAUUUAUCAGAACCCUUUCAUCCAGCUGUCCAACAGGCAUGCACUGGACAAAACUGGAUCUCUCUCAACUAGGUACUGUAAAGCUGAUCAGCUUGACCUGUGGAAAUCAGCAUGUUUGGGCCUGUGACACCAGUGGUGGCAUUUAUUUCCGUGUAGGAACUCAACCUCUUAACCCAAGUUUGAUGCUCCCUGCGUGGAUAAUGAUUGAGCCACCUAUACAGCCAGUAGGAAUCAACUUGGUCAGCAUUCAUUCAAGUCCAAAUGAUCAGAUGUUGUGGGCAAUUGAUAGCAAAUGGAAUGUCCAUGUACGAGUUGGAAUUACAGAUGAAAUGCCUGUAGGCACCGACUGGGAACAUGUACCAGGUUUGCAGGCUUGUCAGCUGGCAAUAAGUACGAGGACAGUUUGGGCACGCUGUCCAAAUGGAGAUGUAGCUCGUCGGUAUGGCAUUACUGACAAGAAUCCAGCAGGAGACUACUGGAAGAAGAUUCCUGGAAGUGUCUCGCAUUUAACAGUGACCCCUCUAGAUGAACUGUGGGCGAUCAGUACUUCAGGAUCCCUUCUCCAGCGCCUCACUAAGACCUUUAGCCAUUCCCAUAGUUUGCAGAAAAAUAAUGACACUUCUGUUCUGCUUCACCCUGAUGAUUUUGAAGAUGAAUGGGAAGUGAUAUGAAGUCUUGCAAGCUUGUGAAACAGUGACAAAAAUAGAAGGACAGAAUUUCUGUAAUGUAUGUACAGAAUGUUGGAUCUAAAAGCCUCUCAUAUUGGACCUGUGAUAUUAGCACUUUUGUAUUGAAAAACUGACCUGUUAAAUAGCCCCCAAGCUGUGAGUUCUGAUGUUUGUUCCAGUAUCUCUUGGGAGACUCUUUAGGUGUGGCAUACUGCAAUUGUUAUACCGUACUACUGUAGAAGCUCCUUUGGAAAUAUAACUCUUAAGUUAAUCUUACUAGCAAUGAAAGUGACUAUUUCACAACAGCAUGCACACUAAUACAUGUGUACUUAUUUUGAGAAGGAAUUCUGUUGCAUUAAAUAUUUCUCUACAGCAGAAA